Messenger RNA from Sciurus carolinensis (gray squirrel), 5880 nucleotides. It is a transcript of the gene Ccser1, whose product is annotated as coiled-coil serine rich protein 1. NCBI's taxonomy places the organism in Eukaryota, Metazoa, Chordata, Mammalia, Rodentia, Sciuridae. The record is from RefSeq and is a predicted model, not a curated record.
CAGUGAGGUGGCUCUCGGCAUUCCACACACAGUCACACUCCGCGCACUCACACACUUGGAAGCGCCUCCCCACGUCCCUCCCCUGCCCUCCUCUUGCUCUGCUCUUCUCUUCCUCACCACAAAUAGUCGCCGAUCGACUGCCAAUCCGCCUCUCUCUCAACAACAUGACUGACUGGGAAGAGGUGGCUCAGGCAGAGCAGCUCUGCUGGCGCAGGCAGGAGGAGCAGGAGGAUUAUUAAAUAACGCAGCUCGACUCUGUGCAACUGGGAGUGGAGAAAAGGAGCCCAACAGUCGAGAAGGGGAGGGAGGACAGAGGAGGGGGACCAGGAAGGACAGCCCGUGCCCCGAAGACAUAAAUCCCUGAGUGCCCGGGAGGAGCCUUAACAAGCGGCGCGGAGCCCUCAAGGUUGCUAAGUUGGCUAUCCCCGUGCAAGCCUUGGAGUCCCGAUGGGGGACUCAGGAUCAAGAAGAUCUACCCUGGUCUCCCGGUUGCCAAUAUUUAGAAAAAGUAUUAGCAGAAGACAUGACUCUCUUCCUUCUUCACCCUCUUCCAGUAAUACCGUUGCUGUCCACAGUUCCUCUCCUUCCAGCACUAACUCAAGCUCAGGUAGUACAGGAAAACGCAGAAGCAUAUUCCGAGCUCCUUCCAUCAGCUUCCACCAUAAGAAAGGUAGUGAACCUAAGCAAGAACCCACUAACCAGAACCUUAGUAUUUCAAAUGGUGCUCAACCUGGUCACAGCAAUAUGCAGAAACUGAGUUUGGAAGAACAUAUUAAAACCAGGGGAAGACAUUCUGUGGGUUUCAGUAGUUCACGAAAUAAGAAGAUAACAAGAUCCUUGACAGAGAAUUUUGAAAGGGAAAAGGAGCACUCAACUAAUAAGAAUGUCUUUAUAAAUUGUCUAAGUUCUGGCAAAAGUGAGGGUGAUGAUUCUGGAUUCACAGAAGAACAAACUCGCCGUUCUGUUAAGCAGUCAACAAGGAAACUGCUCCCUAAAUCUUUUUCAUCUCACUAUAAAUUUUCUAAGCCAGUUCCACAGAGCCAAUCCAUUUCGUUGGUACAACAAUCUGAAUUUUCACUUGAAAUUACACAAUACCAAGAGAGAGAACCUGUAUUCGUAAGAGCUUCUCCAUCUUGUUCUGUGGAUGUAACUGAACGGGCAGGAAGCUCUUUACAAUCUCCUUUGCUUUCUGCUGAUCUUACCACAGCUCAGACACCUUCAGAAUUUUUAGCCUUGACUGAAGAUUCUGUGUCUGAAGCAGAUGUAUUUCCUAAUAGUGGAAGCAUGGCAUCCCACUGUGACAAUGGUGGCCACAAUGACCCUACCUCUCAAAGCUCUCCCAAUCCUGCUGCUGUUACAAAGACAACAAUAGAACUUAUGGGAGCUGUACCAGGUGCAGUUAUGUCUCCUGGAAAAUACAGGUUAGAAGGUCGAUGUAGUACUGAAUCUAAUUCUUUAUCAGAAACCUCUGCUGCUAAUCAGAAGGAAGUGUCAUUGCAAAUCACUGAGCUACCUGUUAAGAAUGUGAACAACUCAGAGACUCACAUACCAGCAGAUACUCAAAGAGAAGAAAACUUGGCUUUACAAAAUGGUGAAUCAAUGCCAAGGACAGGGUCCCCAAGGAAACUUGGAUUCUAUGAGCAACAUAAAGCAAUAGCUGAACGUGUUAAAGGGAUUCAUCCUGUUUCAGAUUCAAGGAUAAUACCGUCUUCUGGUGAUCAACACAUUUUAAACAAAACAUAUGGUUAUGAAGCAAGUACAGCCCGAGUUCUUGCCAGUAGCCUCAGCCCAUAUCGGGAAGGAAGGUUUAUAGAGAGGCGACUGCGGUCCUCAUCAGAAGGAACUGCGGGGAGUAGCAGAAUGAUUUUGAAACCAAAAGAUGGAAAUGUAGAAGAAAUAAAUAGUUUAAGAACAAGAACGAGUUCCUCAUCCUCAAAAAUGAACAGCAUGGAUGUUUUAAAUAAUCUGGGAUCCUGCGAACUGGAUGAAGAUGAUCUAAUGCUUGAUUUAGAGUUUUUAGAGGAACAGAAUCUUCAUCCCUCAGUUUGCAGGGAGGAUUCAUACCACUCUGUAGUUUCAUGUGCUGCUGUAGUUCUCACUCCGAUGGAACCAGCAAUAGAAAUGAAGAAAAGAGAAGAACCAAAAUUUUCUGAGACUUCCAAACAGAAUCUUUCCCUGAAAUUAACAAAAGAAGAUCAGGAAGCCAGGUGUUCCCAUAUAAACCGAAUGCCCAGCAGUCCAUCUGCAGAUUGGCCCCUGCAAGGUGUGGAAGAAAAUGGAGGUAUAGACUCUCUGCCAUUCAGACUGAUGUUACAGGACUGCACAGCAGUAAAGACAUUAUUAUUAAAGAUGAAGAGAGUUCUUCAAGAGAGUGCAGACAUGAGCCCAGCCAGCAGCACCACUUCGCUUCCUGUUAGUCCUCUCACGGAAGAGCCAGUGCCUUUCAAGGAUAUAAUGAAAGAUGAAUGCUCUAUGCUCAAGUUACAGCUAAAAGAGAGGGAUGAACUCAUUUCCCAACUUCAGGAAGAGCUGGAAAAAGUUCAGCAUUUACAGAAGGCUUUUGCUUCAAGAGUAGAUAAAUCCACACAGACUGAACUUCUAAGCUGUGAUGGUUUAAACCUGAAAAGACUGGAAACAGCACAAGGAGGGAGAGAGGCUACGUAUCGAAAUCGAAUUGUGAACCAAAGUCUCAACACAAGGGACAGAAAAGCAAUACAUACUCCCACCGAGGACCGUUUUAGAUACGCAGCAGCUGACCAGACAAGCCCCUAUAAAAACAAGACCUAUCAACUGUCAAGUUUAUGUUUCAGUAAUUUCUUGAAGGACAAAGAACUAGCAGAAGUUAUCAAACACUCCAAAGGAACUUAUGAAACCCUCACUUCAGAGGUUACACAGAAUUUAAGAAGCACUGUUGGGCAGAGCUCCCUGAAGCCAACAACUAAGACGGAUGGGCUUUCCAUGUUAGAGAAACCAAAGGACCAAGCUGCUGUGGGCCGUCAGCCUUCAACCUUUACAGGCAGGUUUGGACAGCCACCAAGAGGGCCAAUUUCUUUACACAUGUACAGCAGGAAGAAUGUUUUUCUCCACCACAAUUUACAUACCACUGAGCUGCAGACUCUGGGCCAGCAGGAUGGGUAAUUAAGUCACCCUGUUUGUGUCUCUGGGUAGGAUAAAGAUGGUUCACAUUUUUCGUGCAUAGUUCCUAUUAAAAUGGUCAUGUAGUUUUUAUUACUUUCAUUUUUAGUCAUAAACAAAGACCUGUAGGCUUUUAAAAAUUAUUUUUAUUUUGAAGAAUGAGGGUUUAAGCAUGUUAAUUGAUUUAGGUUGAAUUGCCUUGAAGACUUUGCUAUACAUAUGUGUAAUAAAUGGGACCAUCUUGCUGGUUUAUAGAGUCCAUAAUUUAUUUAUCUUUUAUCUCUAUCGUUUACUGAUGUGCAUUGAGGCACUGAGGUUUCGGAAGGUAAUAUCAAAUAGCACUCUGUUUACUAUGUUGAUGGUGUUACUGUAAAAAUAGAUAUGAAGUAUAAAUAGGUAAAGGGAUUGUAAAGAAUAUUAAACUACACAAUUAAUAGAAGGAAGAAAACAGAGGGAAUUUAAACUCUUAUAUUUGGUGGUGUAUUUAUUUGAGGGGCGAAGCUUGUUUGCAUGUAACCUAGAGAUGUGUUUGUCUCUAUUACAUACAUUCAAGCUUGAAAUGUUAUUGGCAGGGUGGGGGACUGUUUGUUUUAUUCUUUAAAUUUUUAGUUCAGACUAGUUAACAAAGGAUUCCAGUCAGAGUAAUUGUUAGCCAAAUAGGAAAUGACAGCUCUGAUCGUCACAAAAUUUUGCCUUUAGUUUUAGCUAUUGAUAUAGAAGUACCACAGUAUAACAUGGUGAGGUGGUAAAGUCAGCUGAAUUUUUAAAAAUGGUUUAUAAGGCAUGAUACCCCGUGUUCUUUGAGUCACUGUAUCACAUUUUUUAAAAUUUCAGGGAUAAAAUAUUCUAAGGAAAAUAUUCAUUUACCUCCCUUUUCUUAUGUUUUAAAUGUGCAUUGAAUUUUAUGUACAUCAUUUUGCUUUAUAUGCAUCAACCCAUAAGACUAUUAACUGAGGAACAGAAGGUGAAUUUUUGAUAUCCUGGGUAUAAUGCUCUGACUACAGACAGAUUUAGAAAAAAAAGAAAAUAUAUGUGAACUUUGGUAAUUUGAUCUUAGAGAUAAACUUCUAACAGAAAUAUUUAAAACUCAUUUGAUGGUAAAUAUUUCUCUCUGACAAGUAAUAUAAUAUAUAUUGUAUACUUAAGUGCACAAGAGAUAGAUCAAUAAAUCUAAAUAAAAUAAUUUCAUGUUUAAUAGUAAUAGAGCAGUAUCAAAUGGUAGACAUAAAUGCAUAAAUAAGUAAUUUUAAAAGGACUAUUGGGAAUCAGGGCUGCAGUCUUUUAUAUAAAGAUCAGAACUGGUAACUAUAUCCACAUUAGGUAGAGUCCAUGCAAAUUGAAACUGUCAUACCCACUGCAUGAUCUGUUUCCCUUGCAUUCUCUAACAGACAGAAUCCAUCAGCAUGCACAAAUGAGAUGAAUAAAGGGAAAUUGAGAUAGCAGUUUUAGCAUGGCAUCUGACAAACCUGCUUAAAUCAAAGCUAUAUGUGAAACGCAUCUCCUAAUAUAAAAAUGUGUUUGAACUCUAGGCUUUGGGGAAAAAGCCAUUAGAUCCCCACUCCCCUGCUUUAACUAUUGAACUUUUAUAAAUUUUCAAACUUUGAUUACAAUUGACAGUAAGGAGUACAGAGAAUAUUUUGUACUUGUAAUUUUGGUUUUCCAAAGGAAGACACGUGCAUCAAGACAAACUUUCACCACAUGUUUUCUUUCUUUGUGUGUUUGUAAUUCUGCCAAAAGAGAACAAUACACAUUGCAAUUUGCUUGACUUAAUGAGACUGCUGUCUAAAAUUCCCACCAUACUUUAGAAACUAUAAUCUUCAUGAAGAUAUACAUUUUGGGCAGGACAAUAUUUAAGAAAUUAUAGAAAAAUUAUGAUUAUUAGUUGUGGAAUUCAGCUUGAUUUGUAUUGAAAGUUCCUGUGUGUUGCUAGAAUAUUUUAAACCUGUAAAUAAAUAAGCAUGAUAAAAUAAUCAAGGAUUUUUUCCCAGGAUAUGGAAAAACUAUGUAUCACAAAUAAUGUUUUUGAUUUGAACUUUUGGAGUUUAUAGUUUUGUUUUCCUGGAAUAUAGACUUUUGAAUUAUACUUUGUAAAAAAUAAUCUAUUUAAGAAAAUCUGUCAUUUAAUAGACAUUUUAAGAGAUGUUUUAAACACUAGUAUUUUCUUGAAAAAUCUUUUUUAAAGCUGAAACAUUCAAAAAGAAAACCUGGAUUAAACUGUUCAAUUUUAAAAGGAGGAGUAUUUUUUGGAAAUAUCAUCUUAAAGCUGUUUUGUAUCAGUAUUUUCAGCAUUGUUAUAAUAUUAUUUGUAAUACUCAGUGUAACUCAGGCCUGGAGAAGGUGUAAGCCCACUGUGUUAAUGUAGAUCAGCAACUGUAAUACAGGGGUCUUUUGUAAGCUCCUCUUGUGUAGAUAUUAUGUCAUAAUAAUGGCAUGUGGGCAUUCUUUCAGCAAACUGAAUUCUUUGUACUAAAAUCUCUAGUUUUCUAAGACAGUUCCAUGUAUAAAAAUGAUUUAUACAUCUCUCCAAGGCAGUACAUAUCCAAAGACAUGACACCAGGGGGAAAAAGUGCUUGUUUUUCUGAUGAAGCAGUGGUCUUGUCUUUUCCUUUUUCUUUCUUUUGUGCAUGUAUAUGUGUAGCUAAACCUAAGUAACCCUGUAAAAUUUCUGCUGCAAACUGUCUCUUCUAAACUCAGAAUGUGUUUUAAAGGACACUUAUGAAGAGACAUCCCUUGAAGGAAAGCUGU